Penicillium oxalicum is the source of this 1038-nucleotide messenger RNA. RefSeq lists its product as uncharacterized. The transcript has a single exon. The record is from RefSeq and is a predicted model, not a curated record. The coding region runs from base 1 to 1038 and encodes 345 amino acids. NCBI's taxonomy places the organism in Eukaryota, Fungi, Ascomycota, Eurotiomycetes, Eurotiales, Aspergillaceae.
AUGUCCCGCCCAGACCUGAAGCAGUCAAUUUUGUCCUUGUACUCAAAGCCCCAGCCCGCUCCCGCUCCACAUGCGCGCAACAAUUCCUUCGGAGACCUGGCAUCUCCGGCACCUUCCACAUCAUCGAACAUGGGUGGUCUCACGGAUGCGUUCAGUGGACUGAGCUUCCCAACGACGACUUCCCCUCCGCCGGCCAAGCCUGCUGAGAAACCUUCUCCCUUUGCCAAUCUUGCCAGUUUCUCCAACACAAAGUCCACCCCUGCGGCACCCCGCGUGACCUCGCCUUCGGGUUCGGCAAGUGGCGAUCUGUUUGAAAGUUUAGCUUCGCCUACACUAUCUGCACACAACUCUCAGUCACGCACUGCAUCCAUCUCCAGUGGACAGGACUUUGGAUUUGGCGGCUUCUCCUCUGCCACGGCGAAGUCUGCAAAGCCCAACCCGCCUUCCUCAUCUCUAUCGAACGAUUUGUUCGGUCUUUCAUCACCACCCCCUGCCCCCGCUGCCUCCGCCGCGCCUCCCAGGCCCUCUGUUUCCUCCCCUCAGCAAGAGAUGAGUUCUGCAUUCAACCUGAACAGUCCUCCAAUUCGGUCUCCGUCUCUUUCUAAGCCUGCUGCGCCGGCAGUGUCUGCAGCGACUGCCAGUGCGAUGACUGCUAGCAUGGACCCUUGGGGCAGCAGUGCCUGGGGAACUCCGGACCCGGUGCCAGCGUCUACCCCGGCACCCGCUGGCCCCUCCACGUCGAGCAUGAUGAGAAUCCCAGACACUUUGACCGCCAACGAUAUCAGCAGUGGGUGGAGCACGUCUUCAACGGCCAAGCCCACCCCCACCGUUGCUGCCGAUGAAGACUUUGGUGGUUGGACCAGUGCCGCCCAGUGUCCUCAACUACCACCGCCACUACAAGCUCAAAGUCGGCGGGCGGGUUUGGAGGUGCUGAUGACCUUUUCUCGAAUGUCUGGGAAUAGAAGUCGACCAGAGGCGUUCCUAUACAUAGUAGUGAAUACACAUGUGACAUACCACCCUUUGUCUGUCUAUGGAUAA